Messenger RNA from Aspergillus clavatus NRRL 1, 1479 nucleotides. Its product is annotated as putative histone deacetylase SIR2. Bases 1 to 1479 code for a protein of 492 amino acids. Lineage: Eukaryota; Fungi; Ascomycota; Eurotiomycetes; Eurotiales; Aspergillaceae. Gene Ontology annotation, molecular function: NAD+ binding. The record is from RefSeq and is a predicted model, not a curated record. The transcript has 5 exons.
AUGGACCUGGUAUCAGCGCCCGGCGGGGAGAGCUCGUCGUUGAAGAACCCGGUGGUUGAAAUGGAAGCCGUUGAUAUGGCUGCCACAAACCCGGCAGGCACCAUCAAAGCGGAGAAUACAACUGCAGUGCAGUGCGAAGUGUCUGUUUCUGAGUAUGAGACUGAUAGCGACUCAGGGGAAGAAUGGGAAACACAAUCUCUGUAUGAGGAUGCUAUCCAAAUCUUGAAGGAUGAGCAACUUCGUGAGGGUGUACCGAAUGCCUGCACCCUGGAGGAAGCCGUGGCCUUUCGAGAACGACUUCAUGAAAUCGGCAAGGCUGCGUUCGUUGAAGAGACAAUUGGGCGUGAUACAGUCACUGCGAAGAAGUUGUGUACUGCAUUUGGGAUCAUGCCACCGGCUUUCCUUGAAGGUGCUCCCGACGAGGCUUAUCAUCCCCUACUGGCAAUCGCGAUAUCUCGAGAGUUCUCAAGGCGCCCAAAACUUCCUCAAUACAACACAAUCGACGAUGCGGUCAAAUUACUGAAAGAAUCGAAGAACAUCGUUGUGUUAACAGGCGCUGGUAUCUCUACGAGUCUCGGAAUACCCGAUUUCCGUUCGAAAGAUACUGGACUCUAUUCACAAUUGGAGCAUUUGGGAUUGAGCGAUCCUCAGGAGGUGUUCGACAUUCACAUCUUUCGCGAAGAUCCGAGCAUCUUUUUCUCAGUCGCGAAAGACAUCCUACCAACCGAGAAGAAGUACUCGCCGACACAUGCCUUCAUUCGUCUUCUGCAAGAUAAAGAGAAAUUAUUGACCAAUUAUACUCAAAACAUCGAUAACAUCGAGGCUAAUGCGGGCAUCCACUCGGACAAGAUUCUGCAGUGUCAUGGCUCGUUUGCGACAGCGACAUGUGUCAAAUGCCACCACAAAGUUACUGGUCAAGAGAUCUUCGAGGACAUCAAGCAAGGCAAUAUUCCUGAAUGUGUCGCCUGUAAAGAAAGACUUGACGAGGAUUUAUUGAAACCACAGGGACUCAAACGGAAACGCCUGUCCAACGGGGCGCAGAAAAGCAGGAAGAAUGACCUUGGGGAUAGUUCUGAUGACGAAGACUACGAGAUUCCCACUCCUGGGGUCAUGAAGCCUGAUAUCACCUUUUUUGGCGAGGAUUUGCCUGACGAAUUCGGUCGUCGUCUACUUCAUCACGAUCGUGAUAAAGUGGACUUAGUCAUUGUUAUUGGUACCUCACUAAAGGUCGCCCCUGUGGCUGAAGUCCCUGGUGUGCUGCCACGCCAUAUACCUCAAAUUUAUAUCUCUCGUACUCCUGUAACGCAUACAUGCUUCGACAUUGAUCUGUUAGGUGAUUGCGAUGUGGUUGUCUCAGAGCUCUGUCGACGAGCGGGUUGGGGCUUGAAGCACGACAUGAUCCCGCCAGAUGAGAAGGUUGAGAUCACUCCUGUUGAAGGAUAUGAUUCACGACAUUUGUUCAAGGUUGUUGGUGCAUAA